Molecule: messenger RNA, 3618 nt
Organism: Phycodurus eques (leafy seadragon)
Lineage: Eukaryota; Metazoa; Chordata; Actinopteri; Syngnathiformes; Syngnathidae
Gene: gemin8
Product: gem (nuclear organelle) associated protein 8
Exons: 3
Coding region: 1914-2522 (202 amino acids)
Biological process (GO): spliceosomal snRNP assembly
Cellular component (GO): SMN complex
Source: RefSeq, a predicted model, not a curated record
UCGCUUUGGUUUCAGAAGUUGAUGGGCAGAUCACUGGGGAACGCCAUUUUUUAUUGACUUUAGGUCCGGCAACUCCUUUGAACUAAUCUCACUUUUUCUCUAUCUCGUCAAGUUUUUGGAGCAAAUGUAAAUAAAGCACUAGGAUGGAAUAGUUAGACGUUUUGAAAACAAACAAAAAAACAACAACGCAUAAACCAAAAUGGAACUUACAACGGUAUGCCCAUGGUUACAAGGUUAAGAGAAAAAGGCAGCACAAAUGCUCUUAAUUCCUACUAUGCGAGCUUUCUGUUUGCAGCUCUUGACAGUACUGAGCUACUGUCUCGAUGGUGACCGCACAAACAAGUUGCCACGCAGCUGGCAAGUCUAACGACAGCUAAUCGAUGGGAUUUUGCUGAUGUGGAGGAGAAAAAACUUGAUGUGCUAAAAAAUUUGGGAAUCAGCGUGCCAAUUUUAGUUUUAAUCAGCGUAAAAAUCGAAGUCAACAGCAAUUUUUUUUCAAAUUGCUCCCCAGUGUAAUGAUCAUCCUCUCGCAUUGAACUGCUCCUCUUCGUUGGGACCAAAAAACUCAAGACAAAUAAUUCAAAGUCCGGUGGCAACACACACAAAAACGUAAUUCUUGUCAGCGGGUUUAUUGCACACAAAAUGGACACAACCAUGUCUUGGAUUGAGAAAAGGGGAAAAUGAUCACAUCAGAGACCAAUCAAGUCAAAAGAUGGAUAAAUGAGGCCAUAGAAAUAAGAAGGCCAGGGGGCAUACGCACACCUGCCACGCCAUUCUUCGGCGGCAGGCACCAUCAUGUUGGGGAAUUUGGCUUUGAAAGUUUCUUCUGUUGUGAGACACGUGACCGCAGGAAGCGCUGACGGCUCCGACGAAGGCUGAAAGCGUCAGCUCAAAGUCUUAGCCGGGAAAAAGAGCUGCUCUUUACCCCCAAAAUAUUUGUCUCAACACAAGGAAACUGAAGGGGGAAAGCGAGCCGGAGCAGCCUCACGGAUGAGCAUUUUGACUUUCGGGCUCAUUUAAUGCUCAUCGUCUGAAAGAGUUAAUCAAAAUGACAAUCGGCGACUAACUCCACACGACCCCUCGUCUGUCUCAUUUGCUGUCUGUGCGAAUCGGGGUCAUCGGCGCGGCCACGUCACGAUGUGUUUAAGAGCAGUUUGGAAAAACGGAGUUCGAAGGCAACUGGAUUGUUUUAAUGGCUGCAAAAUGUGUGUGUGUGGGGGGGGCAGAUUAAGAUUCCCCUUCCCCGCUUAACUAAACCCUGCUGCACUUUGAUGAAGUGCUGACAUUCAACUGCACUCUUAAUCUUAAAUCCCUUUCUAAAUUAAAUUAGGAUAUUUCAUGUGCAUGUUGUAAAUUGGACUCAAGUCCUGCAAUGAAAUUGCGGGAUUAUAUCGUUUCAUAGUUUGGAAUGCAGACGUGGCAAAAGUACUCGCACUGCACUUAAAGUAGAAGUACUGAUUCAACUCCUUUUUACAAAGUCAAAAUUACAGACUGAAGGAAAUGUGCCAAAGUGCAAAAGUAUAACACACUUUUUAACUGUCACUGAUCUACAAUAUCGGACACAUUUUCCGGUCUCGCCUGACUUGACAAGAAGUAGCCCGAUGAUCGUAAAAGGCAGGAUACGUUGGUAUCGUAACACGUCGUGCGGUGCCGCUUUGCCGGUGUCCGAGAUGCGGGCAAAUUUGGUGGCAGUAGUCUGACCUCGUGCCGUCGCGAAAGACCUCAUUUGUCUUCGAGUCUGAAAUAAGGGCGCGGGUGGGCGAUAUCUUGGUUCCCCGAAUCUGCUGCGUCGGCGUCAUUGUUCACGAUCCCUGCGUCACAUUUUUGUCAUGUUGUCAUCCGUGGCAUUUGAAAAAAGCAGCAGGUCUAUUUUGACAAAGUAAGGAGUAGAAAGUACCGACAUCGGUUUUCAAAUGGAGCGAGCACGAGUGAAAAGUCGUCCAGAAAAAGAGGACGUUGGCGCUCAAAUGUCCCGGUUUUGCAGCCCCGUCUACAGUCGAUACUGGCGGCACUACCGGCAGGCCGCGGCCUGGCACCAGCGGCACUGGCGAGCCUACCGGAAGGCCUGCCGGGCCGCUCACGGCCCCGUCUGGCGUCCCGGCAGCCGAGAGCGCUAUGCGGACUGGCGCCCGGACGAAAGGGACGGCGAAGAAGGGGCGAGUAGUUCGGACGACGAGAUCGAGUGCGACGUCAGUAACAUGGAGAUCAGCGACGAGCUUCGGGAGUUUUUUGCCCAGACUGAGAAACACAGACGGGAGUUAAGGGAGCGGCAACAAAUGGAGGCCGAGCAGCAGGACGCCUACGUCCCGGCCGACCAGGACCCGCGCAGCGUCUCCCGCCGAGCCGGCGCGGCCCCGCCCGCCGAGCGGCCGGGCGAGAGGCGCGGGGCCGAGAUGAAGAAGCUGUACGGCGAGGAUGCGGCCAAGAUCCUGGCCAUGGAGGCGGCCAUGCAGCUCACCUUUGACAGGAACUGUGACCUCAAGCAGCCCAAGUACUGGCCCGUCAUCCCGCUCAAACUUUAGUGCUCGCUCGAUUUAAAAGCGAAAGUGGUUCAAGAGACUUCGGGGCGAGGUUCUGAACUUUGCGGCGAUGUGAACGGAUUGAAACAAAUGCCUCCUUGUCUGUUUGUCCUCACCCCUUUUUGUUUCCCCCCCCAGCGAGCUGGUCCCCAUCUGUUCAGCCCCACGAGAACCCCUCCCCCACGGCUGCCUUCAAUGGUUGCAGCGUUUAUCUCUCUCUUAUUUCUCUCGGCGGGCACGUACGCUGCAACCUGCCUUUUGACUUUCAAGUGUCUGUUUGAAUAAAACCUGAUGUGUUCACCUUUGCCGUGUUGUGAAUUGUAAGUGCUACUUAAAAUCGAGAUGAACCAAAAGAAUCAUUAAGUAUUAGGAAAAGUACAAUAUAAAUGUGAUUUAUUAUCAUUGGAUCCGUUCUAAUGUCCAACCAUUUGUGUAUUUUCGUCGGUUGGACAACGUUACAGCGUGCUUCGUGAGUUGGAAGAAAACAAACGUGUGGACGGCUUUUGGAAACAUCGUGUUGAGUGUUGUGUUACGUUCCCGUGCUUUAAGCCUUUCAGCAACAGAUUGAACACCAGCCUGUAGACAAAUAAAUAUAUAUAUAUAUAUAUAUAUAUUCUUUAUCCUCUGUGCAGAACGACCACUAUUAGUGUUGUACCGAUGUAUGUUUUCUGAGGUGCGAUAGGAUGGAGUGCUAUUUUCCCUCAUUAACUAGAAAUGACAACCUUUUUGGAAUGGAUUAGUUUCGUUUUUGUAUCUCAAGGCACCACUGUAUUCCUUUCAGUUUGCCCUUUUGCCCACCCAACGUGGUGCCCUUGGGGAGGGUUAGUAUGGCGCCCCCUCCAUCUGUGAUUUCUAUACACUUACAAAAGAAAGCAAGUUGUUUUUGCCAUUUGUCUGAGAUAAUGUGUCACCCAAUUCGAAAUCCAUAUAUAUUAAAAGCAAUUGUAAAUAGCUUAUUAUUAUACUUGAAUGUAGAAAUUCAAACCCUAAUGGACACAUAUAGUGCCGUCUGCUAUUGUAUUUAUUUUUUUUAAUUCGCAUAUUCCAUUCGUGAAAUGUUGACGGGCAAAUGUUUACUAUGGCAUGUGGGAAUUGAAAG